This is a messenger RNA of Magnusiomyces paraingens, 2556 nucleotides long. RefSeq lists its product as uncharacterized. Gene Ontology annotation, cellular component: nuclear exosome (RNase complex); nucleolus. Gene Ontology annotation, biological process: nuclear polyadenylation-dependent CUT catabolic process; nuclear polyadenylation-dependent rRNA catabolic process; TRAMP-dependent tRNA surveillance pathway. The record is from RefSeq and is a predicted model, not a curated record. Bases 1 to 2556 code for a protein of 851 amino acids. Gene Ontology annotation, molecular function: nucleotide binding; nucleic acid binding; 3'-5'-RNA exonuclease activity. The transcript has a single exon. Lineage: Eukaryota; Fungi; Ascomycota; Dipodascomycetes; Dipodascales; Dipodascaceae.
AUGACUGAUAAAUACAAGCAAGUAUUCACUGCUUUACAGUCGACGAUUCGGACGGCUUCUGGCGUAGCAGCACAGGACAUUUCGUUCUACCGCCGACUCGACAAACCACUGGACCAAUCGGCCAAAAAGCAAUCUGAAAAACUACUUGGUCUCGCAAACUACAUUAUGCAAAAUGUCGCCAAAGGCGAGGUCGAUGAAAUUGUUGCUGAAGACACUUCUGACGAUUUGACAGAUAACUGGCACGAAGUUAAUGUGGCUUUGGAUACCCUGACGUUUAAAAUUGACAACUGUCUUGCAGCACACAAGAAGCAACAAAAGAAGGAGGACUCGAAAGCAACUGCUGCAGCUGACGGUCAAAAGAAGCCCGGUGAAAUGAUUAAGAUUACAGACGGUCGUGCUGAAGCUUCUGGAGAUGUUAAGCGUCAUCAAUUCGAUCUCCCCAAACCCCAGCUUAAGUUUAAAACUCCAGUCGAUAACUCCAAAGACAAACCUUUCCACCCACGACUGACAGAAAAGCCCAACGCCAUUGUGUCAUUCGAAGAAACUGUCAAGUUGACUGAGCCAAGCGAAGAAAGCGGCCUUGCUCGUCCUUAUUUCCCUCAGCCUUAUGAACGCGAGAUUAUGGACUCCUCAUACCCCAAAACAGUUUACGAAAAGCACGACCCUGUGCCCUCGCUGCCUUGGUCCACAACUGAACCUAUUUGGGUCGACACACCGGAAAAACUCCAAAAGAUGAUUGAUCAAAUUUCAUCAGCUAAUGAGCUUGCUCUUGAUUUGGAGCAUCAUGAUUACCGCUCGUUUCUGGGCUUUACAUGUUUGUUGCAACUUUCAGAUCGAAAAUCGGACUUCAUCAUCGACACACUUGCCCUCCGAGAUGACCUGCAACCUCUCAACGAGAUUUUCACUAACCCCCAAAUUAUCAAAGUCUUACAUGGUGCAUCAAUGGAUAUAAUCUGGUUGCAACGCGACCUCGGUCUUUAUAUCGUAUCGCUAUUCGACACGUUCCACGCAUCUAAGCGACUUGGCCUUAAGCGCCAUGCGCUCGCAUACCUGCUCGAAACAUACGCCAACUUCCAAACAUCUAAAAAGUAUCAACUUGCAGACUGGCGUAUGAGACCCAUUCCAGCCGAAAUGCUGAGUUAUGCGCAGUCCGAUACUCACUUUUUGCUCAACAUUUACGACCAGAUGAAGAACCAGCUCAUAGAUAACAAUGUGCUUCCUCCGGUUCUUGAGGAAUCUCGCAAAACAGCUGCCCAACGAUUUGAAAAUCCUGGGUAUGACACAAGCAAAAAGGCUCUUACUGACCCUUUCAACGAGCCUCUUGAACGACUUAUUUUCAAAAACAACCUCGACCGCAAGCAGCGCGUUUUCCUUGAGGCUCUUUACGAUUGGCGUGACGCCACAGCACGCCGCAUCGAUGAAUCUCCAAGUUUUGUGAUGCCAGUACAUACCCUUAUAGCUCUUAGUUCGGCAAUGCCUCUUACAGUUUCGGAGAUUCUCCACAAGGCUGGACCUCAAGGGUCUCGACUUCGCGAGUACUCCAAGGAAUUACAGAAACUCAUGGUUGCUGCAUCUAAGGUUGCUGCUAAUAUUUCCGAGACCGAACCUACUAAGGUUGACGACGUUUCUAUUUCAACAUUUUCUGCUGGUGUUGUCGAUUAUGACUCUAUUUUGGACAACCUGGAUGCUUACGAAAAGAGCUUUCAAACCGCUCUUAGUCUUCAGCGCUCUUUGUUUGAGGAAAAGAAUAUUUCCAAAAUCACUAAGAAACUCAGCAAACCUGUAUCUCAAUUCUGGGGAGUUACAUUGCUGUCACUUCCAGACAGCCCCGAGGAUGAUACCCAGUUCUUCCCAAUUGAACACUUCCCCGAAGGUAUUACCCUAUAUGCCAGCACUGUUGGCAAUCCUACAAAACAAGUGGAAGAAGUCCAAGAGCAACAACCACAAACAGAAACAACUGAUGAUCGGGAAACUGUGUUUAUUGGUCAGAGCAACGAGACGAAGGCAUUGUCAUCAACAAUGGAUGCUAUUCGGGAACAAGACUCCAAGUCUCGUUCGGCUGAUACCAUCAUGAUGCCGACUGCUGCAGAGUUGCUGGGAAGCGGACUGCGGCUGCUUACCAAAAACGAGAAAAAGAAAAUCAAGCGUGAAAAGCGACGUGCAGAAGCUUUGGAAGCUGGAGAACAAACUACAAGCAGCGAUGCGGCUACACCCGAGCCUGAAGAGAGCCAAAGCAAGAACAAGAACAAGAACAAGAACAAGAAUAAGAAGAAUAAACGUGCCAUUUCUGAAGUCAAUAAUGAGGAGGAUCACAGCAAGGAAACUAGCCCUAAGAAGGCUAAGAAGGACGAUGACGUGCCAUUUGACUUUGCCACAGCGCCUUCUGUUCUCAACAGUGUGGACGAUAAUGGAGCCAAGUCUAAGAAGAAGAAAAAGGCAUUUAACCCUUACGCAGAAAUCACCCCCACACUUACUGGAGCCGUCAAGAAGAAUGUUGCAACUCAGAUCAAUGCAAACACUUCUGUUUCGUACAAAGUAAAGUCCCAAAAGAAGUAA